AUGGUGGAUCCAUCCAUAAGUUAUGAAGAAAAGGAAGAACAUAUAAUAAAGGGAGAAAAAGAAAUUGUACAAGAAUUAAUAGAAAAUAAAGAUUACAUCUGCUCUUGGUGUUUUGAUGUAUUAAAAUAUGAAUUAAAAAAUGAGAAAUUUGAUUACAUUCCACCAUUGCUUCAAUCUUUACAUGAAAAAGGAUUCAGGAUUCCACUUUUCGUUAAAUGGAUGAAACUUAACGAUGUAAAAGAUUUGGGUUCCUAUGAUUAUAAUGCAUACGAAUUAAAUGGGUGUAUAGGCUGCUUAAAUAAAAUAGAUAUAUUGGAUAUGCGUCAUUAUGCCUUAGAAAGUUCUCUUAAUGAUAAAAGAUUUCAUCCUAUUACUUUAAAAAAUAUUCCAUACUUAAUGGUUACAAUAACAUAUUUAUUUAAUUUUGAAAAAUGUAAUCAUGUAUACGAUUGGACAAUUGGAAAACAUGGAGUUAGCAUAAACUUUGUUGUAAACAAAAGAAAAUACUCUUCUACAUUCUUACCUGAAGUAGCCCCACAACACAACUUUGACCAUAAAACAACGAUUAAAAAAUUAAUAAGAAAAGCUAACUACAAGGGAGAAAUUAAUGAUGACCUGUUGAAAAUUAUACAAGUUGAGCGCUACGAAGGUGUAAGCUGCAGUCUCACCUACACGGAUUAUCAAAAAAGUAAGAGGAUGUACUAG
Molecule: messenger RNA, 705 nt
Organism: Plasmodium gonderi
Lineage: Eukaryota; Apicomplexa; Aconoidasida; Haemosporida; Plasmodiidae
Exons: 1
Coding region: 1-705 (234 amino acids)
Source: RefSeq, a predicted model, not a curated record